This is a messenger RNA of Rosa rugosa (rugosa rose), 699 nucleotides long. Its product is annotated as small ribosomal subunit protein eS17y-like. The coding region runs from base 81 to 503 and encodes 140 amino acids. Gene Ontology annotation, molecular function: structural constituent of ribosome. The transcript has a single exon. Gene Ontology annotation, cellular component: ribosome. Gene Ontology annotation, biological process: translation. The record is from RefSeq and is a predicted model, not a curated record. Lineage: Eukaryota; Viridiplantae; Streptophyta; Magnoliopsida; Rosales; Rosaceae.
CUAGCCACACACACACACAGCCGUCCCUCUCCUCCCAAACCCUAGCCACUCCCUCACACACACAGAGCUCCGCCGCCGCCAUGGGACGCGUCCGCACCAAGACCGUGAAGAAGUCCUCCCGGCAGGUGAUCGAGCGGUACUACUCGCGCAUGACCCUCGACUUCCACACCAACAAGAAGGUCCUGGAGGAAGUCGCCAUCAUCCCGUCGAAGCGCCUCCGCAACAAGAUCGCCGGAUUCUCGACCCAUCUCAUGAAGCGCAUCCAGAAGGGCCCCGUCCGCGGCAUCUCCCUCAAGCUCCAGGAGGAGGAGCGCGAGCGCCGCAUGGACUUCGUCCCCGACGAGUCCGCCAUCAAGACCGACGAGAUCGCCGUCGACAAGGAGACCCUCGACAUGCUCACUGCCCUCGGCAUGGCGGAUAUUCCCGGAGUCAAGAAGGUGGAUCCCUCUGAUCUCCAGACUGCGCCGAUCGGGUACGGCCGCGGCGGCCCCAGGAGGUACUAGGAAAUGGUGGCCGGUUGCCGGUUUUUCGCCGCCGCAACGGUUUUGAUGUUAUAGUAAAUUGGAUUUUUUUUUUGGAUUAGGAACCAUGUCUAAUUUGCUAUGCUUUUUUUUUUUUUUUUUUUGAGUUUGUUGUGAACUAGUCCUUUAUGGGAAUUUCUGUUCUGGAUUAAGAAUUUAAAGCAUGUCUCUUUAUUUA